CCUCAUCAGACGAUCAUCAUCGUCCGAAGCAGCAAUUCAAGCGCUUGGACUUGAUAAGAAUCUUCAUCCCUCGUUCGUUGGAUAGCUGUGCAGUCGUAACUACAGUGCUCCCCGAACUAUCCAGUGUUUGCCCAACGGCAACGGCAGAAAAAUCAGAAAAGUCGAAAUGCUAAGGCCAAACAAAAUUGCGAGAGAGGAGAGGCUAGAGUGCGUUUGGGUUUGACUACCGUUUGGCCCGCGUCGGUUCUCUUAAGUGUGCGAGUGACGUUAUCGUCGGUCAGAUGCACGGCCGACGGCGUUCUUCUGCUCCUCACGCUCAGAUGGUGGGGACGGAACCUGAUGCUUAUCCUCUCCUCCAUCCCAAUUUAAUCCCCUCCUCCACUUCCGGCGUACCUUAGCGUCUCUAUCUCUUGCCAACGCUUAACGUUGUCAUUCACAUUCAACCGCCCGGAAUACCUCCCUCCCGUUCCGAUCAUCCCCAGCGACGGUCUUUGUUCGGAAACACCAGCUGAGCUUAUUAGCUGAUGAUGCGGGACUCGAUGGACGACCACGCUGCUCAUAACAUCGUCCGACCCCACCACCACCAUCACCCGCUCCACUCUUUUCCUCACGGUGGCGGUGGAGGUGGUCGGGAAGACUGCUGGAGUGAGGGCGCAACCGCAACCCUAAUCGAGGCUUGGGGCAACCGUUAUCUACAUCUCAGCCGUGGCAACCUCCGUCAGAAAGACUGGAAGGAGGUUGCCGAUGCCGUUAAUGGCCGUCAAGAUGGCCUUAAGUCACGUAAAACGGAUAUCCAAUGCAAGAACCGGAUCGACACCUUGAAGAAGAAGUACAAGCUCGAGAAAUCCAAGCCCGGUCCUUCGAAGUGGCCUUUCUAUUCCCGUCUUGAUCAGCUAAUCGGCACCACCGCGACGGCGACAAACAAGAAGAUCACGCCACACCCGCUUCCUUCUUUUCAUAAGUCCGCUCCCGUCUCCUUCACCCUUAAGCAAAGUAAAGAUAAGAUAAACCCUAACCCUAACGCUGCAGUGUAUUCUGGUGGAUCUUCUUCCAAGUCUAAGCUGAACUCCGCGGGUUCUACCGAGAGUUCUCGAGGCGGUAGCGGUGACGAAAGGGAUGACGAUAUGGUGUUUGAUGAAAGCGUUAAGAAGCGUCAGAUAGAUCGAGAUUCAUCCGAUGCAGCCGCGUUUAGGGAGUUGGCGAGGGCUAUUCUUAAGUUCGGCGAGAUUUACGAGAGAAUUGAGAGUUCGAAGCAAGAGCAGAUAAUGGAGCUGGAGAGACAGAGGAUGGAGUUCACCAAGGAUCUCGAGUUCCAGAGGAUGCAUAUGUUUAUGGAAGCUCAGCUUGAGCUUGAAAAGAUGAAGCGCCCCAAGUAUUCUUCCGGCACAGUUUGUGACCUUAGAGGUCAGUUCCGGGAAUUUAUUCAGAAGGGGCUUGAAGCUAGUCUGCUGGGCCAUCAUAAUAGCAAGUCUGUCCUGUUCAUGACAAUCCUGAUCUCCAGACUCCGUUUUAACUGGGGAAGAAAUUAUAGCUGGAAUGACUGGGGAAAGCUUCAUGUUGGGAGUAUAACUAGCAGAUGGCUCGUGCAAAAGAUUUCAACCUUUUAAAUCUCGACUGCAAACAACACACAUCAUCAGGCAGACACUUUCAGUUAUUUUGAGUUUUGACCCAUUUGAGACGGUAUGCCCAUGUCAUUUCUACGUUCACAGGGGCACACUUGUACAUGCACGUAUAUUUACGACUCUCAGGUGCAACUUAGCUUGUGUAACUUUACUUUUUUGUCUAGUUUCAAAGUUUGUCAAUUUCAAGAUUUAAGACACCAAAGCUGUGGGUAUUUAUGUCAUAAAGUGCUAGUGAUGCUGCGAGCAGGUGAUAUCAUUCAACAGUGUCUACUGUUGCAUGUUUUAUCAAAAUGAGAAAGCAAGGAUUUGUGUACAAGAACAAAACUUGUAUUUGGAGAGUGCUAUCGUUGCCAACCAGAGAUUCUGCAUUUUGUUUAAAAUGUGACACAGAUGAAGAAGCGCCAUGGACUGCCCAGGACCCAGGCCGGAGGAAUCUAAUGGACCUUCUCCAUUGGUAGUUCAAACUUCAAUGAGCUUUCAGAUCAGGUCGUCAGGAACCAUUUGCUUGGUUUUUGAGAUUUCAAUACUCGUACAAAAUGCCAUCUGUAGUUAUAUACAACGUGCUUUUUUUUCGGGUUAUUCACAUGUGGAGCUUUUUGUCUCCCGAUAUUUCCUUUUAA
Nelumbo nucifera (sacred lotus) is the source of this 2242-nucleotide messenger RNA. RefSeq names its product sequence-specific DNA binding transcription factor. Gene Ontology annotation, molecular function: transcription cis-regulatory region binding. The record is from RefSeq and is a predicted model, not a curated record. Lineage: Eukaryota; Viridiplantae; Streptophyta; Magnoliopsida; Proteales; Nelumbonaceae. Gene Ontology annotation, cellular component: nucleus.